Molecule: messenger RNA, 2955 nt
Organism: Melampsora larici-populina 98AG31
Lineage: Eukaryota; Fungi; Basidiomycota; Pucciniomycetes; Pucciniales; Melampsoraceae
Exons: 6
Coding region: 1-2955 (984 amino acids)
Source: RefSeq, a predicted model, not a curated record
AUGGGCCCGAUUAACUUGACUUAUAGUUCCAACUUCCAUUUCAAAGGCCCAUGGCACAGCAAGGUGGCUUCAAUCUCCGCAAUUUCGUCUGCGCGAAACAACUCGCUCAGCAAGUGGGAGUCAGAAAGAAUCCUCAACACUGGAAUGCUGUUUGCUCUCACUGUUACAAGUCUAUUGACCGGCCCCUGGCUUGCUCAAGCAACUCUAGUAGACUCGUCUCAUCUCACCCCAUCACCGCCAUUACUUCGAACUCAAUUGCCAUCCAUAACCCAUGAAUUCAAUGAUCUUCUUUGGAAACGGCAGCAGACCCCUCAAACUCGGAUAACGACAGCUACGCAACCUCAGCUCGCGCUAAUGUGGCCUUCUGCUGCCACCUGGUCUUCACUGUCUCAACCGAUCCAAUUGAUUGCAAAUUGUCCUCCUAUCAGUACUGGCUUCGUUGCAAUUGCCAUAUCCACUAUCCUCGCAUUCAAUGAUCAAUUGAACGUCGUCACGGUUUUCAUCCUACUGUCCGCAAUUUUUACAUUCAUAGCUGGCAUCUUGGAAUUGGCUAAUCUCAUAAGCACGGAAGCUUCUCCAAAUGGAAAAUCACCUAAUACCGCUAUUGCUACGGCAGCAUUUCUCGCCGGUGGAGCUUUGUUCAAAUAUAUAUAUCUUUUUUUUCGGUUCGAGCCAGCAAUGUCGAAUCGCGCGUCUCUAGUGUCAAGACAAGAUAUCAUUCCACCUACUUCUUCCUCUCUGUGGGCCACGCCCAGCUGGGACGGGCUUGGACCUUAUGCAAAAGUAUUGAAAAUUUUGGUCUUGAUGAUCAUCUUGAUUGUUACCAUACUAGAUACUGUGUGGAAGAUUGGAAUUGUAUCUGCUCCCCUGAACUUUUUGCAGUUCUUGAGGGCGUCUGCAGCUUUUCAGAUGUUACUUUUACUCGUACUGACGACUAAGUCUGUUUACACAGUGCUCAUGUUCAAGUCCUUGAUUGUAUCUUCCACAGUCAAAGAACUUGGCCCAGUCCUCAUCGGAAAUGGGGUUGGAUUCGCUUUGCAGAUCAUGGAUUUGGAAAUAACUGCGUUCAGCGAGACGCCACUGGGUCGCUAUAUGACCCUAAUUCAAGUGUAUUUUUACAUCAUCGAUGCUGCUAUCCAUUGCGCUCGCUCAGAAUCCAUUCGGAGAUCAGAUCUUCAAAUAAAACAAAUACCAACCUCCGACACCAAGGGUAUCUUUGCGCUCCCUACAGGAUCUAGCUUUGAAGCUCUUGAAUCAAUGGAUGAGAUCCGGAAUGAGCGUUUGAUCUCACUCGUUGCCGAUUCACCCACUGCACCUGUAUUCAAGAGCCUACCCGAUGCACCAGUAUUACCUGGAAUUUCUACGCUCACUCAGUUGAACACCGACAGAAACACUUCAAAUCUACAGGGGGCAUUGGACAUCUUCCAGAGAGACGGCUUAAUUUCGCCAAGAACGCGAGUCACUAGAGAGGUUUCUAUCACCAUUGCGUCUCCCAUCGCACCAUCGCCUCAAACUCAGGAAGAUAGCCUUCACACGUCCGACACUUCGUCAGUUUUUGGAGAUAGAGAACGACUCAGUCAACCAGAUUAUGCAUUUUAUUCGACACUUGAUGAUCCUCAGAAGCCCAUUAUCUACGAUAGGAAUUCAAAUCUCAACUAUAAUGCAAGCGAAGCGCGAUUUUCAUUCCUUUCUAUGGCAGAUGACCAAGGAUCGAAGGUUAUGGAUGACUUGGGGCCAUUAAACUCAAUUCCUGCUUCAACCAUAUUCUCCAAGUACUACAUGGGAGAGUACGAUGAGGAAAUACCACCACCUCUUCCCACAUUUCGCAUGGUUGAUGGUCAUGAAGGAAACCCAGAGUUUCAAGUUGAAGUAAGAGCUGAUUCAUUAGGACCGCUGCCGUCUUCAAGCUUCCCACUUUUCCCACACCAAGCUGCUCAACCAGCUUUAAGAUCAUUAGAUCUAUCUUCUAUCCUUACGGCCUCCGCACUUUAUUCAAGCCUUCCUUCUUCUUCAUUUUCUUCUAUAUUUCAUCAAGAUGGUCUUAAUCGCCUAUCUUGGGGUAAUAGAUCGUCUGUUUUUGUUGAAUUACCAGUACCACUUCAUUUAAAAGAAAGUGAUACUAUUUCAUCAGUGGUAUUUGAUACGAGGGAAGAAGGGGGUUUCAAUGCACCUACCGAUUCAGUUGCAUUACAACCCGAUAUAUCGAAUUUAGACGCUGAACCUAUCGAACCUCAAGAGCCAGUCCAGUUGACCACCCCUCUGACUAUUUCAAAAAGUGGAGGGAACUCUAUCCAACCCUCUAGCGCAAAUUUUCAGCUGACACCGAUUACGAGACAACCAGCGGAAGAACAGAUUAUAAAUGAUCAGCCAGAGGAAAUCGAACCACGCUUUGGACGUCAAGGAGGCAGUCAAAUAGAUGUGACUAGCUUCAUUGGUGGUCUUACAACUAUGGAAGACGCAAGUCGAAACGAAUCGUUCGAUCCUCCACAAUUCCCACAGUCUCCGAGAAGAGACACAUUUCAAAACUCUUCUUUUGAAAACUAUGAAAUGAGGAACUCGGGUGAAAUUGAAACCCCUCUAACAAGAAACUCCAGUCAAUCACGACUUUCUAGAACUUCAACGAUGUUCACUGCUUCACCUACCUCAUCAAUUCAGAUUAUUGAUUUAAUGGGACACCCAAUCAUGCGAGAGCCUCAAUCUUUAUCUAAUUCUUUGCCGUCUGUAACUCAAUCUUUGACAAAUCAGAAUGAACACAUAACUUUAGAAGGUAAUGAAGAAGCUAUUGAAGAGUUACAAACUGGAUUUUCACCUACAUUUCAAAUAGAUCAUGAUUUACUUGCUAUCUUACCAACCCAUUUAUCUAACUCUAGUUUAUUUCAAAACACUGAAAUUUUUGAACAUCCUAGACCAGCUCCAGUACCAAGAAUCGAAUCAUCUGAGGAUAGCUUACUUUGA